AUGAGUGCUCAGAAGCAAGAUGAAGGGAGCCAGGCGCAAGUGACGAUCUCAGACAAGUACCUUGUGGAGAAAGAGAUCGGGAAGGGCUCGUUUGCCACGGUCUACAAGGGAUGUGUAGUGUCAGGACAGAGAGAGCCAGGCGAGUUUGUGGCGAUUAAGGCAGUCUCACGCUCGAAACUAAAGAACAAGAAACUACUAGAGAACUUGGAGAUCGAGAUUGCGAUCUUGAAGAAGAUCAAACACCCCCAUAUUGUGGGGUUGAUGGACUGUGAGCGCACGGCGUCUGAUUUCUUUCUCAUCAUGGAGUAUUGUGCUUUGGGAGACCUCACUUUUCUGAUAAAGAAACGUAAGGGGCUUGUUGAGAAACAUCCACUCGUGCGCACUAUGUUUGAGAAGUAUCCUCCACCCAGUGAGUCACACAACGGACUGAACCGAACUGUAGUGGUUAACUACCUGCAGCAGCUGGCUUCUGCACUGAAAUUUCUGAGAUCAAAAAACUUAGUCCACAGGGACAUCAAACCCCAGAACCUGUUACUUUCUACACCCCUUAUUGAUUACCAUGACCGCGACACUUUCCAUAAAAUGGGCUUCGUCGGUAUCUACAACCUACCCAUCCUUAAAAUAGCGGACUUUGGAUUUGCAAGAUUUUUACCAAAUACUUCGCUAGCAGAGACACUUUGUGGUUCGCCACUUUACAUGGCUCCAGAAAUCCUUAAUUAUCAAAAAUACAAUGCAAAGGCGGAUUUGUGGUCUGUCGGAACAGUACUUUAUGAAAUGUGCUGUGGAAGGCCACCUUUCAAGGCCUCAAAUCAUUUGGAAUUAUUCAAAAAAAUAAAAAAAGCAAACGAUGUGAUAAGUUUUCCUGCACAUUGCAAUUUAGAGCCUGAGAUGUGUGAUUUAAUAUGUGGCCUGCUAACUUUCAAUCCUGCUCAGAGGAUGGGCUUUACCGAAUUUUUCAACCAUGAAAUUGUAAAUGAGGAUUUGUCGCGCUUCGAAGAAGAGAACAUCCCUGAUCUAGAAGAUAAGUCUAAGGAUGUCGCUGAGAGCAAUAUGUUCAUAUCCGAAUAUUUAACAAGACCGUCUAAAAAGUUGCCUAUCUCGCCAAUGACUGAAGCUACUUCAAAGAAACAACCUUCCAAAGUUGUUCAAGCACUUACGUCGACUGAUGCCCCCGUUCACACACCUUUAUCGAGUAAAGUUCAACACAAGCCUUUGGAUAAAAAGCAAGGCAACAAUUCGGCAGAGUUGUCAAUUGAAAAGGAAUAUGUGAUGGUUGAAAAGAAAAGUGUCGAAGUCAAUGCUUUGGCAGAUGAGUUUGCAAACUACGGAACAACAGUUCAAGGCAGGCGGUCUCCAAGCUUCAAUCAACAACAGCAUCAGUUACAACAGCAACCCCAGUUGGCAGCGCUUCGCCGUAAUUCGAGAAAUUCUUCUUCAAGCGGUGGAUCAGCAACACGCCGCCCGUCUUUAGUGGAACGCCGUCUAUCAAUUUCAUCCUUGAGCCCAUCAAAUGCAUUAACGAAGGCUUUAGGUAUUGCAUCUACGAGAUUAUUUGGCCAUCAACAACCAGCCUCAACAUCUUCAUCACCAAGUAAUGUCACUUAUCCCUUGCUUACUCAGCAAGUUUUUCAUGAAUUAACUGAGAAUAUUGUGCUAGGAGCUAGCCAUUCAAUAGAUUAUACCAAGUUUAACGAAAACUCGUCUGAUACUGUUAUCAUUUCUUUACUUGAAUCACUUUCUGCCAAAGCCUUCGUCAUUUACUCAUUCGCUGAAGUCAAGUUCUCGCAAGUCGUGCCAUUACCACCUUCAUCUACUGAUGAUACACAGGGUAAAAGAUUGAGUGAAGGUAGUUGCGCCAUUGAAGAAGAAGAAGAAGAGGAGGAGGGGGAUCAAUUGUAUGAGGGACCACUGGCAGAUCACAUCUCCGCUUCUUUGAGAAGAAGAGGUUUAAGCAGUCACUCCCAAAAUACCUCUAUAAUGCAUGAAUUGCCACUUUCAGACAUGAGAAGAUUGUGUACCGAGGCCAUCGUUUUAUAUAUGAAGGCUCUUUCUAUUUUGGCAAAGGCUAUGCAAAUAACAUCAAGUUGGUGGUAUCAGUCGCAAGAAAAGAAUUGUUCUUUGAAGUUAAACGUUUUGGUGCAAUGGUUAAGGGACAAGUUCAAUGAAUGCCUAGAGAAAGCAGAAUUCUUGAGACUCAAGCUCAACAACAAGAACUUCAAGUAUUCUGACGAAAGCACAAUUAAGGCUUCAUCGGAUGAAGAUCGUGACCGCGUGGUAGAAGAGCAGAAUGAGGUUAACACUUCGGAAGAGGAAGAGCCAAUAUUUGUAGAAAAGUUGAUCUACGACAGAGCGUUGGAAAUUUCAAAAACCGCAGCAAAGCUCGAAAUGCAAGGAGAGUAUUUAAAUAAUUGCGAGCUAGCUUAUGCUACCUCUCUAUGGAUGUUAGAGACCGUUUUGGAUAACGGUGAUGAAGAGGAUACUUACGAAGAUCCAUGCUUUGGCGUAACAGGCGUUCUAGAUGAAUCAGACAAGCAAAUGAUCAAAAAAUACAUCGAUAGCAUUGCAAAUCGGCUGAAAAUAUUGAGAGGAAAGAUUAGUCAUUCAUGA
This is a messenger RNA of Lachancea fermentati, 2607 nucleotides long. The record is from the annotation of a GenBank genome assembly. NCBI's taxonomy places the organism in Eukaryota, Fungi, Ascomycota, Saccharomycetes, Saccharomycetales, Saccharomycetaceae.